AUGAACAUGACAGCACUUGGAUUUGAAGAGCCCCUCGUCACCGAUACCCCCCGGCCGUUUCCAGAGCAAUGCGCGCGGAUACAUGAGCGCAUAGACGCGUUCCUGGGCGCCAAAGACGUCUCAGACCGUGUCAGGAGCGUGCAGGAGCAGACGCGUACUGCGCUGGGCGUCAUAGAGAGGGCAUUGGAUCAGUACAGUCUGCCUGAACUCUCUCUUGCAUACAACGGCGGCAAGGACUGCCUUGUGCUGUUGGUCCUGUAUCUUUGCGCCCUCCACAAACGUGGCCUCGUCGCCUCGAACCCGUCCUCGAAUACCUCCACCGCCGUGCAGUGUGUCUACAUCCAGGACAAGCACCCCUUUAAGGAGGUGGAGGAGUUUGUGGCCAAGAGCAUCAAGACGUACUCGCUCUCCCUUCUGGAGUACGGGAAGCCUAUGAAAGAGGCCUUCACGGAUUAUCUGCGCGACACACCAUCUGUCAAGGCAAUCCUGGUAGGCACACGGCGGACUGACCCACACGGCGAACACCUGAAGCAUUUCGAUCCUACAGACAAGGGGUGGCCAGCAUUUGUGCGCGUUCACCCCGUCAUAGACUGGCAUUACGUCGACAUCUGGGCAUUUAUACGAUACCUAAACAUACCAUAUUGCCCGCUAUAUGACCUCGGAUACACUUCGCUCGGUGGGACUACGGACACCCAUCCGAACCCGAUGCUCGCACGGCAGCCUUCAACGAGUCAAGUGCCACAAAUAAGCCAAACAAACGGAUCACCGAAACCAAACUUUAGGCCUGCAUACGAACUCGUCGACGACUACGAAGAGCGACUAGGGAGAGAUAGAUAG
Messenger RNA from Ascochyta rabiei, 837 nucleotides. RefSeq names its product FAD synthase. Bases 1 to 837 code for a protein of 278 amino acids. Gene Ontology annotation, molecular function: FMN adenylyltransferase activity. Lineage: Eukaryota; Fungi; Ascomycota; Dothideomycetes; Pleosporales; Didymellaceae. Gene Ontology annotation, biological process: FAD biosynthetic process. The transcript has 3 exons. The record is from RefSeq and is a predicted model, not a curated record.